AUGCGAGGGGAUGGGGAUGUCCUAGGAAGACUGUCCCUGGGUUUGGGUCGCAGGCGCUGCUCUGACACGGCGAGCGUCCAGGACCCGGGACCCAGACCUCAGCGCGCACCUUCCUCCUCCCCGCCCCCACCCACGCGUGAGCUCCACGGCUGCUCCCGGUGUCCCGGCCACUCUGUUACCAGGCAACCGGCUGCCCCGGCGGAAUGCGACCGAGCAGAAUGCCGGGGGGAAGAGAAGGCAGUUGGAAAGAGAGAGCACUGCCUCCAGCCCCACUUCCCGCUAUCGCUGCGGCCUUCGCGGCGCGGCCCCAGCGCGCCCUCCCGUGGCUGCUCAGGGCGCCCGCGUCCCGAGUCCCCACGCCUCGCCGCCCUUCUCCCAGCAAAGCCAAAAGCCCCUUCCUGUUCUGUUACAGAAAAGCAUCCUGAGGAAGAGGAUGAGGUUGACUGCGUUCUCCUUUCAGCGUCCAAGAUCCUAAAUUCCUCUGAGGGCGUAAAGGAAAGUGGUGGCAGUGAAACAGAGUACGGCUGCAUACCAGAAUCAGAAAAUCAAAUCCAGCCACAAUCAGCACUGAAAGCCCUGCAGCAUCAGCUGGAAUCAUUUCAGGCUCUCCGAAUACAGACUUUGCAGAAUGUUAGCAUGGUGCAGUCUGAAAUCAGUGAAAUAUUGAACAAAAGUAUUAUUGAAGUAGAAAAUCCACAAUUUAGCUCAGAAAAAAACCUAGCAUUUGGAACACACAAUCAAAAGGCUGUGCCUAUACAGAAUCAAGAAGAAACCCUUUCUACGGAGAAAAUUUGUCAUUCCGAGGAUUCUAUGAGUCUUCGUUCAGUGAAAGAAAAAUUCAGUAGCGACAAUUUUAACAGUCUCUCUCAAGGUAUAAAUAGCCCAUCCCAGAUACAUUUCAAGGACAUAUUAACUCUGAGAACUUCAACAGAUAAUUCAGCUUCAGAAAAUUCUGACAUGUUGAAGAAUUAUAAUAACCUUUAUAAUUUUUUACCUAAUGCACCUCAAAAUGGGAUGUCUCAAGCUGACAGAGUAAUUCGGGAUAAGUCCAGAAUUACUGUGCCUUUUCUCAAGCAUGGAUUUUGUGAAAAUUUAGACAACAUUUGCCAUUCAAUCAAACAAAUGAAGGAGGAGCUUCAAAAGUCACAUGAUAGGGAACUGGCACUUACAAAUGAACUUCAAACUUUAAAAGCUAUUCCAAGUAAUGGUAAAUAUGACCUUCCCACCAUUCACAAAGAAAAAAUUAACAGUAUUAGGGAAGAAAAUAUUGAAAGUAAUUUAAAUGAAGAUAUAAAAUCGAAGAGAAUUUUAGAAUUGGAGGCAUUAGUAAACAAACUGCUCCCACUCAGGGAAACAGUGUCAAAAUUCCAUGUGAAUUUUUGUAGGAAAUGUAAAAAAUUAUCUAAGAGUGAAAUGCAUAGGGGAAAAAAGAAUGAGAAAAAUAAUAAAGAAAUCCCUAUCAUUGACAAGAAUAUUACAGAUUUAAAACUCCAUCCCAGAGUUCCACGACAUACACUGUCAUUCUUUGACCCAACAAAAUAUGAAAUGAAAGAAAAAGAAAGGCAAACAUUUGCAGUAAAACAAGGCUCAAUAAUAUAUGAAAAUGAGAAAAUAUCCAAAGCCAAUUCUGUUACUGAGCAGUGUGUUGCAAAAAUUCAGUACUUACAGAAUUAUCUGAAAGAAUCUAUGCAGAUACAGAAAAAAGUAACAAAAUUAGAGAAUGAAAACCUAACCCUUAAGACCAAAAUUAAACCUCUUGUCUUUACCACACAAUCUCUGAUACAGAAAAUUGAAAUAUAUGAAAAGCAACUUAAGAAUUUGGUUGAAGAAAAGAACACUAUUCAGUCUAAGUUAAUUAAAACAGAAGAAGAUAGCAAAGAAUGUCUUAAAGAAUUGAAAAAAAUAAUUAGUAACUAUAAUGUUCUCCAAGGACAAAAUAAAACUCUAGAGGAAAAAAACAGCCAACUUUCUUUGGAGAGGCAACAAAUGAUAGAAACAUUAGAGCAACUAAAAAGUAAGGAAAACAAAACUCUAAGUGAUAUGGCCAUAGUCAGUAAUGAAAAUAAACGAUUGAGCGUAGAAAUGGAAUCAAUGAAAACAAGCAUUCUAUUGAUACAAGAAGAAAAGGAAACAUUAGAGAAAAAAACAUACCAGCUUCUAAAGGAAAAAAGCUCACUUGAAAAUGAACUAAAAGAAAAUCAGCUAGAGAUAAUGCAGCUAAAAGAGAAAGAAAUAUUGGCAAAAACUGAACAAGACUCACUUCUUCAAAUAAUAGAAACAGCUAAAGAUGAGAAGCUUAAUCUUGAAAGAACCUUACAAGAAUCUACUGCUGCAAGAGAAAUGAUGGAAAGAGAAAUUGAGGAUAUUCAAACAUACCGAUCUACUGCCGAAGAGAAUUUUCUCCAAGAAAUAAAAAAUGCAAAAUCAGAAGCCAGUAUUUAUAAGAAUAGUUUGUCAGAAAUGGGCAAUGAAUGUGAAAUGUUAUCAAAAAUGGUAAUGGAAAUUAAAACCGAUAAUCAGAUUCUAAAAGAAGAACUCAAAAAACAUAGUCAAGAAAAUAUAAAAUUUGAAAACAGCAUCAGUAGACUUGCAGAAGACAAAAUACUUCUAGAAAACUAUGUGAGAAGUAUAGAAAAUGAAAGGGACACCUUGGAAUUUGAGAUGCGGAAUCUUCAAAGAGAAUAUUUAAAUCUAAGUGAAAAAAUCUGUAAUCACCAUAUUGACGUAUCAAAAAUGGGUUACACUUCAAGGAGAGAGAAAUUCUAUUUUGACAACUAUGAUACUUACGAAGACAACUCCAGCCCUUGGAGUAGGCCUUCCGCUCCUGAUUUGAAAGGUAUGUGUAUAGUAGUGGAUCAGUGAAAACGUGUUUAAGGUUCUUUUAGCCUAUUGGGCAUUAGCCAGAGGACAGCAAUAAGAAGAAAAUUUUUA
Messenger RNA from Camelus dromedarius (Arabian camel), 2931 nucleotides. It is a transcript of the gene CCDC110, whose product is annotated as coiled-coil domain containing 110. Gene Ontology annotation, cellular component: cytoskeleton. The record is from RefSeq and is a predicted model, not a curated record. The coding region runs from base 1 to 2862 and encodes 953 amino acids. The transcript has 6 exons. Lineage: Eukaryota; Metazoa; Chordata; Mammalia; Artiodactyla; Camelidae.